Gavialis gangeticus (Gharial) is the source of this 1636-nucleotide messenger RNA. Its product is annotated as protein FAM83D-like. The coding region runs from base 135 to 1355 and encodes 406 amino acids. The transcript has 4 exons. Gene Ontology annotation, biological process: protein localization to mitotic spindle; regulation of ERK1 and ERK2 cascade; regulation of TOR signaling. Gene Ontology annotation, cellular component: mitotic spindle pole; cytosol. Lineage: Eukaryota; Metazoa; Chordata; Crocodylia; Gavialidae. The record is from RefSeq and is a predicted model, not a curated record.
UCGCCAGCGGCGCCUUCCGCGGGCUCCCGCGCGUCGAGGCGCACUUCCAGCCCGGCUUCGGCGCCGCGCUGUACGGCUGCAAGGAGGCGGUGCGCAGGGAGAUCCGCUCCGCCAGGGAGGUUAUCGCUGUGGUUAUGGAUUGCUUCACAGAUAUAGAUAUUUUUGGUGACCUUCUGGAAGCCUGUGGGAAGCGGGAAGUUGCAGUGUAUAUUCUGUUGGACCAAGAGUUUGUAUCUCAUUUCAUGAAAAUGUGCAGUAAUUUGGGCGUCAGUCUUGAGCAGAUGAUUAUGAUGAAAGUUCGAACCAUUACUGGGAACAUUUAUUACGCCAGGUCUGGUGCCAAAAUUGUUGGGAAAGCCCAUGAGAAAUUCAUGUUAAUUGAUGGUAUUAGAGUAACAACUGGAUCCUACAGUUUCACAUGGACUGAUGGGAAAUUGAACAGCAGUAACUUAUUGGUACUUUCAGGCCAAGUGGUUGAACGCUUUGACCUAGAGUUCAGGAUCCUUUAUGCACAGUCACAGCCUCUCAGCUCUGAAGUGCCAACGAGCUGCAGGAACAGUGGCACAUUUGAUCAGCAGGUCAACAAAAAGCCAUCUAAAGAGUACGCUGUGGGAUAUGACUUGAGAGCAGAGUUGGCCAGACUGUCAAGCACUCCCAAGAAACCACUGAAAGAAACAGAUUUGGCUGAAGAUAACCCAGGAGGUACACUUUAUAAGCUGGGGCAUCCCUGUCUUGGUGAAGAGCAAUGGCUUAGCAGCCAGGAGACCAUCGUAUCCAAGCAGGUGAACAGCAUGCCGACUCAAACAGAAGCAUGGGAGAAGCCCAGAGUGAUGCUGUCUAAUGCUGUCACGCAAACUGAUAUUGUAACUGUGACAACAGGAACCCAAACCUCUGUUGAUACUAAAGCAACUAGCACUCAAACUGCAAUUCUACUGAAAACUGCUGUGACGCAGACAGAUAAGGAUGAGCAUGUGGAAGAGCCUUCACUUCAGAGACAACAAUCAAAAGAUGGAUCUUCUGCCUCUGCUGCUUCUAGCCUGUGCUCACAAUCUUCAGCCUCUUCCAGGUGCUCUCUGGCAAGCUCUGUCAGCUCCAUGUCCUCUCUUAGGUCUACUGAGUACAGUAGCUACCACAGGGCAGAUAACUUCCACACACUACAUAAAGAGAGGCAGUUCCACUACUCUAUCAUCAGGUCUAAGCUUAACCAUGUGAUGGAUCUCCUCGCACGGAGAAACCACGUGCCUGAACACUACGUGAACCGACAUACUGGAAGAUGCAAUCUGAAACAGAGGCGUGAUAUCAGCACAAGUCUGCUUAGUCUCAGGGACAUUGCACCAUUCAGAUCAAACAAGUGACUGCUGCUGAGUUGAAUUUGGAGCACAAGAGCUCAUUUCAUUGCAUGGUACUCUUUUUAUAGCUGCUGAUUCUUGUGACUGACUCUGGUACCUUACUUGUAUAUGUGCGCGUCACUUCCUAGAACCAAAGAACCUUGUCUGCCUAUGUCACUUCCUAGCACUUUGUCUCAUUCUAUGCAACAUGUGAAACAAUGCACUGAUGUCAUUCAUGCUUGUUAUGCCAUUCAUGCCUCCACAUUCAUUUUUUUUUUCCAUAUAUAAAAAUUAGUGGUAAAGAUUAA